UGUGAUAAAAGACAGAAAAAAUCUCAUGACUUUUAUAGAUGGCCGAAAAUGCCGCGACAGUGAAGUCUAUCGUAAGGUGAGCAAGAAGUUACGGGAAGCCGGCUUUAUACGAACGCCAGACCAGAUCAGGCAUCGCUGGAAAACUCUUAAAGCGAUGUACUGCAAGGCCAAGAAGGACAACGGCACCAGCGGGUCCGACCCAUCAACCUUCCCCCAGUUCGACCUCAUGGAGGAGAUUUUGUGCCAAAGACCCACAACUACCGCCCCAAGCAGCAGGGUUGAUGUGGAACGACAUGAGGAAGAGCCAGCCACCCCUGUGUCCUCAACAAGCAACAUCAGUGGAAGUGGCUCAGUUAAGCUUGAAGACGAUGACUAUGAUGAUGUGGAUGAUAAGGAAGACAAUGAAGCAAAAGUACCUUCGAUGGAGCCAUCAAAUGCCACCUCACCUCCUCAGAGUACACAGCAUUCAAAUGCCACUCCAGCUACUGAAUGUGGGUCAAGUCGUAGGCCCAGGCCCCGUGGGACAGUUUCUCACCAUCUCCAAUUUCUGGAGAGAAUGCAAACAAGACAAAACCAAUGGAUGGAGCGGCAGAGGCAGUUGAGCCACGCCAGGGAUGAGGCACUCCUUACUCGACUAAUCGCUGAAACCAACCGCUCAACAGAAAUGUUGGUAAACCAACUACUAACAGGGUUAGGGACCCUGUUGCAGCAGCCGUCUCAGCCACAGCCUGCCCGUGGUGGUCAUUAUAUAGAGACAAUAGACAGAGAAACGCUGGCAGUGCCAGGAGCAGGCUUGAAAGAGGAGAGUGAUGAUUAAUGAGGGGAAAAACAGAAAUAACACUGUAAACACACGCCGAAGUCCCACGGUUAAUCAUUCACUUCUGAACCUGCCUUUGAAAUAAACAAGGUGGUUCAGGAUCCAAACAAAGCAGCUCCACUUCUGUCAUGUCAGCCUAUCUGUCUGAAAUUCACAGCAAGCUGGGAAGUGAUGCCCCGAUCCGCUCUGUGUUUGACAUCAUAUGAAGUCAAAUAGUGUGAAUGAUGAUCUGUGUCACAUCGUGACAAAUUGACUGAAAUGUUUGUUCUUUCUUAAAACAACUGUAUAAGCUUUAAGGAAUAUUUUUUUUCUCCCAUAGUGAUAGUCUUAUGAAAAAUAUUGUAUUAGUAUUAUGAACG
Molecule: messenger RNA, 1176 nt
Organism: Salarias fasciatus (jewelled blenny)
Lineage: Eukaryota; Metazoa; Chordata; Actinopteri; Blenniiformes; Blenniidae
Exons: 4
Coding region: 26-817 (263 amino acids)
Source: RefSeq, a predicted model, not a curated record